This is a messenger RNA of Danaus plexippus (monarch butterfly), 9290 nucleotides long. It is a transcript of the gene mei-P26, whose product is annotated as brain tumor protein. Gene Ontology annotation, cellular component: nucleoplasm; chromatin. NCBI's taxonomy places the organism in Eukaryota, Metazoa, Arthropoda, Insecta, Lepidoptera, Nymphalidae. Gene Ontology annotation, molecular function: protein binding; ubiquitin-protein transferase activity; zinc ion binding. The record is from RefSeq and is a predicted model, not a curated record. Gene Ontology annotation, biological process: positive regulation of DNA-templated transcription.
GAGCGCAACCAACGAAGAAAAUCAAUACCGAAACAGUGAUGUAUUCAUUCGUCUUUUUAAAAUGAGAACAUGACAAAACAUUUCUUUUAAUUCAUCGAAGAAACUAUUUUAUUUUAAAAAUAUAUCUGUUGAAGCUUGAUGCUCAUUUUUUAUUUAUUUACAUAGUGAUGAAUAUUCUCAUAGUUACGGCGUGGUAGAACAUUCUGCGUGUUUGAAUCUCGCCCUUUCCACAAAAUAUUACUGUUAAAGAUUAUUAUUGUUGAUUGAGGUCGAAAGUAUACAUUAUACAACACUGUAAUUAUAAGUUAAAAUGGAAGAAAUUAACGGUGAGCUUUUUGGCGAUGGUCUUGUUAGCCUUGGAGAUGAGGGUUCAUUGGAAUCUACUGAUACAGGAAAACAAGAACAAAAUUGUAAACUUUGCGACAAUAAAUUAUGCAGUCCUCGGGUUCUGUCAUGCCUUCAUGUAUUCUGUGAAGCAUGUAUUGACAAGUUAAUGGUAAAUGAGGCUGGGGAUUCCCUCAAAUAUGAUUUGGCUGUUGAAUGCCCCCUAUGCAAACAAGAAACUAAGAUGCCAGGAGGAGGAGCUGCAUCACUUCCAUCGGAUUAUGUCCUAACUAACAUCUUGGAUGUCUCUGCCAUGGAUCAAUCUGUGGUUUGCACCUGCUGCAAGAGUAAGGAACCUGCAGUUGCCAGAUGCACUGAUUGCUCGCAUUUUUUGUGCUCGAACUGCAACUCCGCUCAUGAAUUUAUGCGAUGCUUUGAAAACCAUCGCGUUGUUCCAUUUGAUGCUUUGAGAUCUUCCAAAGAAAAGGCUGCCGUGCACAAGCCGAUAUUCUGUACUCGUCAUGUUGGAGAAAGUCUUAAGUAUUAUUGUUGCGAGUGUGAAGUCGGGGCUUGCACGGAAUGCCUGACAGUUGAUCAUAAAGUCGGAGAACACCGCUGCGAGCGGAUUGUGGAUGCUGAACCAAACUUACGUGCGGAACUGCGUAAUUUCAUUGUAGAGGCUAACGCCCGUGCCGUCGCUGCUGGAAGCGCUUCGGCGAGGCUAGACGACGCAUUGGGCGACUUACAACGUCAGAGGGAUGAUGCUGAAAGUGUCAUCAAUGAAGCUUACCAUGCUUACAAAGCAGCCCUCGAAAGGCGCCGUGACAAAGCUCUAGAAGAACUUGAGCGUCUACACAAAGAGAGAGAGCUAAAAGUGAUGGACUUAUUCGAUCGCGUUGAUAAGACUGUGCAGCGUAUAGAUUGCGCCUGCAAAUUCGCAGCUCGACUUCUUCGAAGGGGUGAUGGUACUGAGAUUGUUAUGUUAAAAAAGACCGUUGCUUCCCAGUUUGCUCGGCUUUUGGAAGGGGCCCCUGAAUUUGACAUCGAUUAUUCUCUUGAGUAUGUCACCAAGAUGGAUAAAUUUGAUGCUAUCACAGAGGAGACAUUUGGCACAUUCCGUACUGAAGCUACGCGGGCCGAAGAGAGAAAACGAGCCAGCGAAUCCUCGGCUAUUGUAUCUGUAGCUUCUAAUUCUCAUUCUCCUGCUGUUUCCGUGACAAAUGCACCUGUCUUCGAUGACUUCCCUCUUGGGAACGUUCGCCGUGUUACAGGAGGAGUUGGGAGUAUGGUUGGAGUGGGCGUCCCUUCGAUAGGGGUACCGGGAGUUGGACCGGUUACUGGUGUAGCAAACUCUGGAGUUCUUCCUGGGGUCGUUGGCGUUAACAGUGUGGGAGUUGGUGGCGUCUCAGGAGUACCAGCUCUGCUCAUGGUUGAAUAUAACCUGCAACAACUUGCAAGCAUUGCUGAAAAGGAAGUUCCUCCACCGCCGCACGCGUCUCCAGCGCCAUCCUUCACACUCGCAGAACUACUUGCUGGCGAUCUGAACUCUCCUCAAGCAUAUAACAAUUUACAAGCUCUGGCUAAGCUCGGACUUAACACUGAAGUGAAUGGAUUUGGUGGGGUUGGUGGUGUUGGUGGCCUAGGCGGAGUAGGCCCCCGGGGAGUGUCUCCAGGUAGACCACUACUAACUGCUGCUGAGGAAGCAGCGUUGGUCGCACCUCCAGCGCCACUAGUUCGUGCCACUAAAGCAACACCGAUGCACAUAAGGUUCAAAUUUGGUCAGCUAGGAGGUGGCAAGGGACAGUUUAAUUCUCCCCACGGAUUCUGUCUUGGAAACGACGAAGAUAUUAUAGUUGCAGAUACUAACAACCAUCGCAUCACGGUCUUUGAUAAAUCUGGAACACACAAGUUUAAUUUUGGUGUUGCUGGGAAAGAAGAGGGUCAACUUUGGUACCCACGAAAAGUAGCCGUAGUUCGCGCUACAGGCAAGUUCGUGGUUUGUGAUCGUGGCAAUGAAAGAUCACGAAUGCAAAUAUUCACCAAAAAUGGACAUUUCUUGAAGAAAAUUGCUGUCCGAUUUAUCGAUAUCGUAGCUGGCUUGGCUGUGACGGCUGAAGGAUUGAUAGUGGCUGUCGACAGUGUUACUCCUACAGUGUUUAUCUUAUCUGAAGAAGGCGAUCUCUUGAGUUGGUUUGAUUGCAGUGAGUGCAUGAGAGAACCUUCAGAUAUAGCCAUAAGCGGUAAGGAGUUCUACGUGUGCGACUUUAAGGGUCACUGCGUAGUCGUUUUCGAUGACGAAGGUCGCUUCCUCCGUCGCAUCGGCUGCGAGAACGUGACCAACUUCCCCAACGGAAUAGACGUGUCUGACGCCGGCGACGUGCUCAUCGGAGACUCACACGGCAACAAGUUCCAUGUGGCUGUAUUCUCAAGGGAUGGAGUGUUGGUCACUGAGUUUGAGUGCCCCUACGUUAAGGUGUCUCGCUGCUGCGGAUUAAAGAUAACAUCUGAAGGAUAUAUCGUCACUCUGGCUAAAAAUAAUCACCACGUUCUUGUCCUCAACACCCUUUACAUUGUCUGAGGAAUAACUCAAUGGCUGUAAGUCUGCAUACAACAAGAUCUCACAUUUAUUCCCUAUAUUAUUAUAUUUAAUUGCUGAUUUUACAAAGCUUAACCUUUUUGCUAAAACAGUAUUUGACUACUUAUUUUGUUGAUUUGUGUUCAUGAUAGUCACAUUUUAUCCAUUAGCAGUGAACCGUAGUGAUUCCAACUCUCCUAUUCCUUGUAUUGUUUAUUGUAGAAAUUAUUAAUUGGAUUUAUUUCACUGCCAAUGGAUAUAUCGAUCCCAAAGUACUAGAUACUUGCGUUUUUGGUUUAAUUCAUUUCUCAUUUUUUUUUAUACUAUGGUUGCAUUUAGUUUUAUAACAGACAAUCCAAAGUUUAGGCUAAUAUUUCUAUGUUUAUAUAUUAUGUUUAUGUUCCAGUUAAUAUACAUGUGGAAAAGAUAAAAAAAAAAUUACCUCUGAUUGAAGAUCUAAUAUAUUUAGCAGUGUAAUGUUAAAAAAUAUAAAAUUUUAAAAAUUUGUUUAUAUGUUGGUCUAAACAAUUUUGGCAACGAAUAGUAUUGGAAGGACAUAAUUUUGAUGCUUAAUAUAAUUGAUCUCUAAUUAAGGUUAUUCAUGCAUGUUAUCGGCUGGAAUUUGUUUUUGUUUCUAAAUUUAGCAGUUGGUAUGGUUCCUAGUUCGAGUGAAGUUGAUAAUACAUGUCAAUUAGGGGUCUGCGUGGGAGUGUCGCCUCACUAGACUUGCAUUACUCCAAUUUCCACACAAAAUUUCUGUCUGCAGAGUAUAUUAUUGACUAUGUUCAUAAUCUCUGAGAGGCAGCCACGUCAAAACGCACAAUUGAGUUAUUGUUAGCAAAAUCUUUUUUUUUUAUUACCGUGACCAAAGAGGCGACACUAUUAUAACGUGCCAUCUAGUUUAGGUUAAUCGCGUAUACAAUAUUAUAUAUUGUCCGUUAAAAUAUAUUUACCAUUUACAGAUUUCUUGUGUCUAUACAAAAUGUUUUUUCCAUGUACUCUUGUUUUAAGAGCCUAUAUUGAAACUUUUUCAUUACUAGGCUAUUAAUAAUGAUAUAUACGGUUUGGUUAAUUUAAAAUUAUCUGAUGCUAAUUAUAUUAAAAACCACUGUUACUAAAGUUUUAAAUAAUUUUUGUACUGAUAAUUAAUAAUUUAAAGAAUUUUUAAACGUUACUGUUUAUGUGGCAUCUUCGUGAAUGCGAUGGAUAUUGGCAUUGAUGUAUUACGGGUAAAAAAUUGUCACAAAAAUAUAUAUAACAACAAGAGCAACAAAAAAAUUAAAAAUUGCGCAUUAAUCAAAAAAACUAUAAUCCAUGAAAGUGCCAUUAUAAACAAAUUUUAUUUCUACAAUGUGUUUAAAUUCGUAUACAGUUCGCCAAAGUAAAUAUUUUUAUAUCUAUCCACAUUGAAUAAUCAAAAUUGAGAUGCGUAAUGUUUUAGAUAGUAGAAAAAAAAAAAAAUGUUAAAAAUUGUGGUUAGUAGAGUAAUAUUAAUGUCAUAACGAUUUCGCUUACAAUUCUGUUUGUUUCUAUCUCAUUUAGACUUUACGUACAUGUGUGGUAAAAAAAAAAUAUAUCGAAAAUCUAUUUAAGGAUAAUAUUAUAAAUAAUCAUCUGGCUUUCUAAUUAGCAAUGCUUCACAUUAAUUUGUCGUUAGUCAAAUUCCAACGUAUAAUAAAAACCUGUAUUAAAUUAUUUUCUUCAUCAAGCAAAAGUACUUAACCAGACCACCUAAAAUUGAAUGUGAUAUUUAUUUUUAAUUCGUUAUACAUCGCUCUCUAAUUACUCUGGAUAUAUCUAAAACUUAAAAGACAAAAAAGAAUCUUACUUCGAAAUAUCAGUUAUUGAACAAUUUCAGUUCCUCAAUUCCUAUAUAGGUCGUUAAGUUUAUACAAGACGUUUAAUUUUAAUUUAUACAACCAUGAACCAAAACGAGGGUGUAUCGCUGAGCCAUAUAUAAAAUUAUCUAUUAUUUAUUUGUAUUUGCAAUUCAUAAGUAGUCGUGUAAACUAAAGUAUGUACUUAAUUAGUGGUAUUUGUUUUUUUUUAUUGUUGUGUAUUAGAACAUUUCUAAAACAUUUGCAACAAUGUGAUAUAAGCAAUAAUAGAGACAAUUUGAAUUUCGAAUGGAAGACUUCAACCAAUCAGGGCAGGUUUUGUUGUGAAGGUAUUAAUUAGUACGGUGGCGACAUCUGAACGCCGCUCAGUACUCAGUACUAUGAGGACGGGUGGUUUUAUAAAAAUUAACGUUGAGUCUUGAAUCCUCUAUUUAUUAGUGAGUAACUUUUGGGUUUAUUUUUCUUAUUGUUUUUAAGUUAUUUUGUUUCAGGAUUUUUGUCCCGAUAGUAUUAGGGAAUUUUAUUUUCUUUUAUUUUUUUAUUAGGCUAUAAAUGAGUCUACAUCCCCUUGGUAGAUGAUAGGUGUCAUUAAUACUCUUGUUUGUUCAUUAAUUUGUUUUUUUUUUUUUAAUAUGUUCCGGGCCUAUAUUUGUAGUAUUUUUGGCCAGUGCGAUAGGCCUUUAGAGUUACGAAUUUUUACUGCCAAAUUAUUUUCUUACGAUAUUUGUGCAUGCACAUGGUAAUUAUUUUAUUGUAUAAUAAUAUAUGUAAAAUUAGUUACUAAUUGUUGCCAUUUUUUUUUUUGUUUUAUUAAUAUUCAGGGUUUUAAUAUUAUUAUAAUGUUCGAUUUUUAUUUGUUGGCCAUUGAUCAAAAUUAUUGUGUGUUAGUGACGUAAAAUUAACCGAAAUAGAAGUUAUAAGCCCCAAAGGGAGCGUUUGACGCUAUUAAUAAAUAUUGCUUAGGGUUGCAUAAAAAUUAUUAAAAGUGGUGUGAUAAGUUUUGGAUAAUUUUACAAAUUAUACUAUUUUAUGUGUGAAUUUCAAUAUUAAUAAAUUUGAAGUUUUAAAAAAUGUGUAAUUUAUCGAACGAUCCACUGGCUUUAUUAUUUGGCCGUACGAUCGAAAGUAUUAUAAUUUGUAUAUUAAUAUUAUUUAUCCUUACACUUAAUUUUGGUGAUAUAUCGUUGACAAGGUUUCCUUUUGUUCUUGCCAUGUAUCUUAUGUAGGUGUUGGCGUAGAAGUUUAGUAGAAGUUAGUAUUUUUCAAACGAUAUACAAUAAAAUGAAAAUACAGUGUGGUGUGUUUGCCUCUCGUGGUGUUGUUAGAUGAUGUUAGAUGUUGUUAGCUGGACGGUAGAGGGGGUAGCGAGGAGUGGGAUAGAGGAGGGAGAGGGAGGGUAGGGAGGGGGUCGUUGGCCGUUAUUGGUCUCAACCACCGGCUGUACAUUCUUGCUGUAGCAAGUAAGCAGUAAGCACUUAGUCAUGGGGUAAUGGCAGGUCAAAUGGUAUCUAUUGUCCAUUGACAUUACUUGAUAAUAAUUGUAUCAUUAGAGUACAUUACAGUAGCCUUUCUCGGGAAUCUUAAAAGUUACCUAUAUACACUUUAAAGCAAUUUUUUGGUAAAUAUAUUUCUCUUGAAUCUAUAUUCCCUUAUGUAUCCAGCAAUAAAUUACUUCAGUAGAUGUAGCUAUUGCAUAGCUUGGCACUAGGUAUCGCGUUGUCGGUGAUUUUCCAAGGCCGUUACCACAUUGGUUUAGGGGAAGCGGGGUGGCAGUCGUUGCCGCAGUAACGUUUAGUGCCAAGCGAUGCGAUAUUAGUAGGGUUCGCAGCGCACAAGGUGAGCUCUAAUGUUACCCUCCCUAUUGGAGGUGGGCGUUUUGCCUAAGUUGUGGCACCAAGCACAGCUCGAUGGUUUUGAUGGAGUUUGUGGCGAGUGUAACAUAACACGAUACGGACCGUCUUCAUGUGACUGUGGGUGGGGUUGGCCAAUUUUACUUUACCGUUUACGCCUUCGGUCUGGUUAGGGCACAGUUACGCUGAUCACCUGCUUGCCUGACAAGUAUAGUGAUCAAAUAUAAUAGUGGAUGUUCUUUUAAUUGUCAUCGCUGCUUGGGGCAGUUUUGGUAUGAAAAAGAUAACCCGAACUUAUAUAGCGAGUAUAUUGUUCACACACUAUGAUAACGUAUAGUUGUUUAGCAUGUUUAAAGUAAAUUAGAUUCUUCACCCACCUUCUAUCACCGAAUUUAUUUGGUCUCCGCUGUUCAAAAACCAACAUUUAAGGUUGUGAGCUCUAUAUUCCGGACGGAAUUCUAAGCCACAGAGUGCUUGUGCAAUAAAUAUCACAGUUUGGAUCUAGGCUUUUAAAUUAUUAUAGAUUAUAUACAUUGUUGAGCUGAUUAUAAAAAUUUAAUAUAUUAUUAUACCUUUUAAUAUUGUUAAAGAAUUCUAAUUGCAUUCCACAUCUAGAGUGAACGAAUUUGAGAAGACCAUUUUCAAUCUACAUUAUACAAGUUAUUUUUUUUACAAUUGUAGGAUUAUUAGCAGUUGCCAAUGUUUUUUCCUUUAGUCAGUAAAAGUACAAAUAUUUUAAUAUACAAUUCUUGGUAUUUACGUAUUGUAAUAUCUUUUUUUUUUUAAUUCAUUUGAUUCUAUAACUAUAAGCAUAAUUUUUUUCACGUUUACGGCCAUUCAUAUAUUACCAUCACGCAAAUUAUUCAGUAAAACAAAACAUAUCAUAACUAAUCCAUGUAUCUCACAAUACGCCAUCUGUAGACAGACGUGUACCUUAAAAGUAUAUAUAGUGCUGUGAUUUCCAUUUUAUUUUUCAUUCGGAUUUCUUGAAAUCCACAUUGGGAGUGAUACUACUGCACCAAUGCACGCCCCCAUUACUUUGCUUACAUUUGUCGUAAUGUGAGAGCGAUUUUUGUUUCAUUUGAAAAAAAAAAUUCAAACAUCUGUGUUUCUCCUCGGUUUAGAUAUACGUUUAAAAUGGCUUUUGUUUUUAAAUUAGAUUUAAGUAUAUCCUAGGUUACACUUUUUUAAUUUCUUGUCAUUUCUAUGUUUACACAAUUGAAAUUUAUUGUAUGUAAUUUUGUGUUUGUGUGGAAGGUGCAUGUUCCAAAUGCAUAUUUUAAUUUUGAUCCAAAGAUUUCUUUUAAUGUUUUUAAUUUAAUUAGGUAGUUAUUUUUUUUAUUCUUCUUGAUAACGAAAAUGACAUUUGUGGAGUGUGCAUUGGUAUUUGAUAUUAGAAUAUAAAGAAUUUUUUCUGUAGAUUUGGUGCAGCCGAGCAAAUGUCUACUAUAUUCUCAUAAGAAUAUAUUUGCUCAAUAAUUUUAUUCUGUUAAAGUAUUUUAAACUUAGGUGUAGUCCACGUGGGGUGUACGAAUAGUGGACAUCAGUGACACAAAAAUAAUAAUAAUAAUAAUAUAUCUAACAGACAAUACCCUCCGUAAAGUUGAAAAAUAACAAACGUAAGGUUAAAAGUUUUAUUAGAUGUAGUUGCCUUGUAUGCGGCUUGCCCUAGAGAUGGGUGGCCGAGGCUACGGAAGCAUCCAACACCUGGGAAGUCAGGCUCUGAAAGCAUUAUUCUAAGCUGCUACAUUCCACCAUUCCAAAGCUGUUCCUGAUUAUUCCGGUCCAGUCGUUCUGUUUUAAUGUUUUUAUUGAUAUAUUACGAACAAUUUUACCAAUUUGUUAGCAGUGUUAGAUAAUGACUUCAGUACGUAUUGUGUGAUGGUGUUGACUAUUAUAUUAUACUAUUUUGCCCCCACAGUCAACGAAAAUAUUGUUAUCCAUACAGGAGUCUUUGCUGCAUUGUGCCUAGAUCUUAGAAGUUAAUAACGAGGUAGAGUUAAUCUCAAAAUAUUUUGGCUCUUUGAAUAUUCCAUGAUAUUAUUUUUGUUUUUCAUGAAAAUGUAUUUACAUUAUUAUACAUUCAUACACUUAGUAAUUAUUGUAUACAUGAAUAUACAUUGCGUAGUUUGUAACUUGAUUUUAUUGUAAAAAUUAAGAUGCCCAACUAGUUGAUGGUUGCCCACGCGUUCGGGAGGAAUUGAUUGUUGCUACUACAUUGAAAAUUACAUACUAUUAUCUCGUGGACACAUUGAUUUUUUAAAUUAGUUGCACAUCUUAUUUUGACCAAAUUUAUUACAACGCCGCCGAUGUUACUUGAGAAUUUGAACAGCUGAUAUAUUAAAGGACACGUCCCUUUUAUAGGCGAAUGGAAAUUGUCACGUGACGUUUGCGGCUGUAUAAUUAUUAAGUUUAUUAUCUAUCGAGAACUGUGGCCAGGAUAACAACAGCACAGAGCAGUGUAAUUCAGAGCCUGCCUAAAAUAUAUUUUUGUCAUGAUUUUAUUUAGGUAUAUACAUGUUAUUAUUCACAUAUUACAGUUUUCUCAAUAUUAGCUUGUAUUUUUAAUUAAGAAAUAAUCAUAUUUAACAUUGCCAGGUGAUCAGCAACCUGCACUUUAAUAUUUUUGGAAACUAUUGAACUUAAAUUGUACUGACUUUAUAAAUAUAUUUACUUCAAUAAAGAUUUUCCAUGCCACUAGAA